AUGACGACCGAGAAAGGAUAUGGAGACUUGGUUGGUAUAAUUAUAGGCAACACUCGGGCUUCACCAUCUCACAGUGGCAUAAUGGGUAGAACGGCUUUGCAUGCUUCUGUAAUCCGUGAGGACCAAGACAAAUCAUCAGAUAAGUCUGUAACUUACCUCGCAAUCAAAGAUAGCAAGAAAACAGCACUUCACUUUGCAGCUAACCGCCACCAUAUAGAGACAGUAAAGCUUCUACUCUCACACUCUGCAGAUUGUUGUGAGCAGGGAAAUAAUUUUCUUCACUUUGCCGCAAUGAGCAAACGGCCUUUUGCUAUUGAUGGUUCGUUCUCGAAUGACAAUAAGUUAAGAGUGGGUUUGUUCCCGAAUGACAAUAAGUUAAAGGUGGGAGGACAUGUAAAUGAGAAGGAUACUAAAGGAGACACAGCCUUCCACCUGAUUUCUUCUUGCCAAUGUUAUAAUCCAGUUUCCUCAAUGGACAAUACAGUGGAUAAAAUGGCACUCGACGACGACAAGUUAACUACCCUAGACAUUCUUUCAAGGGCAAACAUUAAGUUGGGACAAAAGUUCGGGGUUAGCCUCCUAACUUAA
Molecule: messenger RNA, 588 nt
Organism: Vitis riparia (riverbank grape)
Lineage: Eukaryota; Viridiplantae; Streptophyta; Magnoliopsida; Vitales; Vitaceae
Exons: 2
Coding region: 1-588 (195 amino acids)
Cellular component (GO): plasma membrane
Molecular function (GO): protein phosphatase regulator activity; protein phosphatase 1 binding
Source: RefSeq, a predicted model, not a curated record